AUGGCAGCUUUCAACCUCACCCCCUCUGACCCUUCAAUAUUCCUCCUAAUAGGCAUCCCUGGCCUGGAAGCUGCUCACAUCUGGAUUUCCAUCCCUUUCUUUACCUUCUACAUUAUCGGACUGUUGGGAAAUGUCAUGCUUCUGUUUGUUGUAGGUAAGGAGCAGACCCUGCACAAGCCAAUGUACCUGCUGCUCUGCAUACUGGCACUUACAGACAUUGCCACACCUACCUUCAUCAUGCCAAAGGCACUGUGUAUAUUUUGGUUCAAUUUGAAAGGCAUUACUCUGGCUGGCUGCCUCACCCAGAUGUUCUUCCUCCACACGGUUUCUGUUAUGCACUCAUCCACCCUCGUGAUGAUGGCCUUUGAUCGCUACGUCGCCAUAUGUAACCCUCUGAGAUAUGGCACCAUCCUCAGCAAUGCACAAAUAGCUAAGCUAGGUCUUGUAGGUUUGAUAAGAGCUGUUCUCUUCAUGCUGCCCCUACCCCUUCUCCUGAGUCAGCAGCCAUUUUGUGCAAAUCGCAUUAUCCCCCACACGCAAUGUGAGCACAUAGCUGUGAUGAAGAUGGUGUGUGGGGAUAUCACAGUCUCCAGGAUAUAUGGCUUGGUGCUAAUGUUUGUAGUUAUGGGGUUUGACCUGAUGCUCAUUGCCCUGUCCUACAUUCUGAUCAUCAGGGCCGUCCUCAGAAUCUCAUCUAAGAAAGCCCACCAAAAAGCCCUCAACACAUGCACAGUUCACAUCUGUGUGAUGCUGACAUAUUAUGCCCCUGGCCUCUUCUCCAACCUGACACAUAGGUUUGGUCAAGGCUUCGCUCCCCACAUUCACAUCAUCUUGGCCAACCUCUACUUCCUCAUCCCCCCCAUGCUCAACCCUAUCAUAUAUGGGGUCAAAACCAAAGAGCUUCGUGACAAAGUAGGCAAAUACAUCUGCAGAAGGUAA
Dermochelys coriacea (leatherback sea turtle) is the source of this 939-nucleotide messenger RNA. Its product is annotated as putative olfactory receptor 52P1. Gene Ontology annotation, biological process: G protein-coupled receptor signaling pathway. The record is from RefSeq and is a predicted model, not a curated record. Lineage: Eukaryota; Metazoa; Chordata; Testudines; Dermochelyidae. Gene Ontology annotation, molecular function: G protein-coupled receptor activity; olfactory receptor activity. Bases 1 to 939 code for a protein of 312 amino acids. The transcript has a single exon. Gene Ontology annotation, cellular component: membrane.